Scedosporium apiospermum is the source of this 1884-nucleotide messenger RNA. RefSeq lists its product as uncharacterized. Gene Ontology annotation, cellular component: trans-Golgi network. The transcript has 4 exons. Gene Ontology annotation, biological process: protein transport to vacuole involved in ubiquitin-dependent protein catabolic process via the multivesicular body sorting pathway; Golgi to endosome transport; Golgi to vacuole transport. The record is from RefSeq and is a predicted model, not a curated record. Gene Ontology annotation, molecular function: phosphatidylinositol binding; ubiquitin binding. Bases 1 to 1884 code for a protein of 627 amino acids. NCBI's taxonomy places the organism in Eukaryota, Fungi, Ascomycota, Sordariomycetes, Microascales, Microascaceae.
AUGGAAGCGGCUUCGGCAAGAGCGGCAGCUCGCGAUCGGUGGAACGACUUCGGCAGGUCCACGCCGUCGCAGCUCCAGCGCUUCAUCCAAUCCGCCUGCAGCCCCGAGAACUUCGAACCUAACCUAGCCCUAUGCCUCGAGAUCGCCGACCUCGUCAACUCCAAGAAGGGGACGGCUCCGCGCGAAGCCGCCAAUACCAUCGUCAGCUACAUAAAUCACCGGAACCCCAACGUCGCGCUCCUGGCCCUGCACCUGCUCGACAUUUGCGUCAAGAACUGCGGGUACCCGUUCCACCUGCAGAUCAGCACCAAGGAGUUCCUCAAUGAGCUCGUGAGGAGGUUCCCCGAGAGGCCGCCGAUACGGCCGACGAGGGUGCAGAUGAAGAUUUUGGAGGCGAUUGAGGAGUGGAGAGGGACGAUAUGCGAGACGAGCAAGUAUAAGGAGGAUUUUGGGUUUAUUCGCGAUAUGCAUAGGUUGUUGAGCUACAAGGGGUAUACGUUCCCUGAGGUCCGCCGUGAGGAUGCCGCUGUGUUAAACCCGAGCGAUAACCUCAAAUCCGCCGAGGAAAUGGAGGAGGAAGAGCGCGAGGCACAAUCAGCGAAGCUCCAAGAGCUUAUCCGCCGUGGAACGCCACACGACCUACAAGAAGCCAACCGUCUUAUGAAGAUUAUGGCCGGAUACGACACGCGAUCGAAGACGGACUACCGAGCGAAGGCCGCGGAAGAAGUCGCGAAGAUCCAGGCCAAGGCGCGGCUUCUCGAGGAAAGGUUAGAAGCCUUUAAGCCAGGCGACACCAUGAAGGAAGGGGAUGUGUUUGAAGAGCUCGCUUCGGCGCUUUCGAGCGCACAGCCCAAAAUUCAGAAGAUGUGCGAGGAAGAAUCCGAAGAUCACGAGGCCGUGGCAAAGCUUUUGGAGAUCAACGACAGCAUACACCGGACGGUUGAGAGGUACAAGUUGAUGAAGAAGGGCGAUCUGGAUGGUGCUGCCAAGGUUGCGAGCGGAGCGCCGAUAUCGACGGCUGCCUCGUCAUCGAAAUCUGCGGCGGCCGAGCUUUCACUUAUUGAUUUUGAUGCGGAUACACCCACGACGAGUGCGGCUCCAGCUGCACCGGUUGCGUCGACACCUGGUGGUCUAGAGGAUGAUCUCCUCGGUCUCAAUAUUGGUGAGCCUGUGCCAACAAGUUUUGGUCAACCGGGAAGCAUAGCGCUGGGCUUUGGUGCAAACACUGGCAUCCCUGGUCCCGCAUUGCUCUCAUCUGUAACGCAGAGCAACAGCGCAGGGGCACCGCCCUCGCCAUUUUCAUCCUUCAUCUCUCCCUCGGCGUCUACCUCAGCUACGCCCCAACCCCCAGCACAACUAGCUUUCAGCCCUCCCCAGCCUGCCGCCGACCCCUUCGCUAGCUUAAUUGGCGUAACGUCACCUGCCCCUACCUCUACAACGCCUGCUGCUCCCGCAGCGACUGCCAGUAAUAACGACGAUGACGAGUGGGCGUUUUCCUCGGCGUUGCCUCCUGAGCCAAAGGAGUACAAUGCACUAGUGAGCGAUGCGGCUGUAAAGAUAGAGAUGAAGGCUGCGAGGAAUCCGUUCGACCAGAAUUCUCUCCGGGUCAUCUUCUUGUUUUCUAACAACUCUUAUGAGCCGAUUACCGAGCUGCACUUCCAGCUGGCCGCACCAAAGGUUUAUGAGCUCAAAUUACAGCCGCAGACGGGAAGAGCACUGGAACCUAGGCAGAUCGGUGGCAUACAUCAGAUUGUCAUCGUCCAUCACCUUGGUGCCAACGACAAGAAGGUCGAGUCGGUGAAGCUGCGGUGGCGAGUAGCCUACAAAGCGAAUGGAAUCCAGAAGAAAGAUAUGGGAGAGAUCCCAGAGUUUACCGUUCCCUAG